AUGAACCUCCAGGAUCCACGGACUCUACGUGACAGUGGUGCAAUCACCCCUCCAGUCACACCGAUCAAAGCUUCGCACUCGAGAUCCAGCUCCAACGCAUCAGAUGUCUUGAAUGGCUCGUCAACCCUCCGCCAUGGAGACUUCAUCCCAUCGAGCACCAGCGAACGACCUCGCAAAGACAGUGCCGCUCCAUACCACCUGGCACAAAAGCCCAGCGGCACUGAGCUCAUCAGGUUUCCAUUCCACCUAUCCGACUAUGAAAUCCAAACGGACAAGAACGGCAGGAAACAGCCUAUCGGAUCAGGAGCAUGGAGUGACGUGUAUCUAGCAAAACCCGUCUUUUCGAAUCCAAUUGAUCAGAUUGAGAGCACAGUAUCACCUCCCAUGUCACCGAUGGACUUCAACAUACCCAGUCAGGAGGCAAACGAGCUCCCCUUCGCGCCGCCCCUCUACGCCAUCAAGAUCCCAGCAUCACGCUCUGCACGAAAGGUCUUGGGUGAAGAAGCCCGCAUCCUCUCCUACCUGUCCCAGCUCCCCGACGUAGACCACCACGUCGUCUCCUUCUACGGCCAGGACACGCGAACCGACGCACUAGUCCUAAAAGCCAUGGCCGGCACGCUGGAAGACUGGGUUCAAAAGCACCUCAACACGCUCCCGGAAGCAUCUCGAGCACAAGCACUUGCCGAUGUAUUCCCUACCCUCGCAUCAUCACUGCUCGACAGCCUCCGCUGGCUGCACUCGAAAUCAUGCACGCAUGCAGACGUCAAACCCGCAAAUAUCCUCCUCCCGGCCAUGGACCUCGCUCCCCGCCCCAUCUUCUCCGACUUCUCCUCCGCUAUCCUGACUGCUUUUCCCACUGAGCACGACGCCGCACAGCAGGGCGCGGGAACGUGGGACUACCUCGAUCCCAUCCUCCUCAGCACAGCUAAUCUCGCGACUGCGUCCGAGACGACGGAUCUCUGGUCCCUUGCCAUCACGCUGCUGUUUGUCGUCGUUGGCGCUUCGCCGUUCGACGCGCUCAGGGGGAAUAAGUUCCGCCUUCGCGAGAUGAUCAAGCAGGGUGAUCCGCUGGCGUGUCUUGCGUAUGGAGAUGAGGGGAUCAGAAAUAUGAUGAGGGUGAAGGGGCUGUCGCAGGCUAUGGGCUUCGAUGUGCUGAAGUGGUUUGGGAAGGUGUUGUGUAGGGAUGUGGGGAAGCGGGUGGAUAUGCGCCUGUGGAAGUUGGAGUUGGAUGGCGCGGUGGAGAUGUAG
Molecule: messenger RNA, 1248 nt
Organism: Dothidotthia symphoricarpi CBS 119687
Lineage: Eukaryota; Fungi; Ascomycota; Dothideomycetes; Pleosporales; Dothidotthiaceae
Product: kinase domain-containing protein
Exons: 1
Coding region: 1-1248 (415 amino acids)
Biological process (GO): autophagy; protein autophosphorylation; autophagosome organization
Cellular component (GO): autophagosome; cytoplasm
Molecular function (GO): protein serine/threonine kinase activity; ATP binding
Source: RefSeq, a predicted model, not a curated record